Messenger RNA from Aureococcus anophagefferens, 2052 nucleotides. RefSeq lists its product as hypothetical. The coding region runs from base 1 to 2052 and encodes 683 amino acids. The transcript has 4 exons. The record is from RefSeq and is a predicted model, not a curated record. NCBI's taxonomy places the organism in Eukaryota, Pelagophyceae, Pelagomonadales, Pelagomonadaceae.
AUGUUGUUAACAAUCUUCUUGGCGCUCGCGCCGCGGGCGGCGCUGGCCGUGACCUGCGAUGCCUGCGGCGAGUCGGCGACCUACACGGAGACGCUGAGCUGGAUGAACGGGUACUGUUCCGGCAAGGACAUCCGCGGCUGCGGCGGCAACUACGGCGAGGGCACGGAGACGAAGGCCGACGUGCUCGACCUGGAGUUCGACGUGCCCGCCAUCCCCGUCAUCGCCAGCACCGUCGAAGACUUCGAGUGCUCCAUGGGCGCGAUCGGCAUCGCGCUCAACGGCGUGCAGUUCUACGGCGGCGCCGUGGAGCGGACCGACGACGACGACCCGGGCUGCGAGCUGCUGGACGUGAGCUCGACGCGCGGCGAGUGGAUGGGCUUCGACUUUUGCAGCGGCCACACGGGCGGCGCGAACGGCUUCAACCCGUACCACUACCACUUCCCGCCGAGCUGCCUCCUGGACCAGGCGGGCGCGCGCGCGCGCGGCGCGAACCACCGCGAGACGACGAGCGUGAGCCACAGCCCCCAGAUCGGCUGGGCCCUCGACGGCUUCCCCGUCUACGGCCCGCGCGGCGCGAACGGCACGGAGAUGGAGCACGCGGCGAACGGCUGCGUCGGGUCGCACUGCCUCGACUUCUGCAGCGGCCGCGAGGAGGCGCUCCCGGGCGUCGACGACUUCCUCUACCGCUACUACGUGACCGGCCCGACGUCGGACCUCUACUCGCUCCCGUCGGACCCGAAGCCGCCCGCGUCGGACUACCCGUUCACGUUCCGGUGCUACCGGGGCUGCGUCUGGUCGGACCUCGUCUCCGAGACGAACCGCUGCACCCGGGGCAGCGCGGGCGUCGCGGACGACUACGUGCCCCGCAAGGCCGUCGGCUACACGGACAAGUACGUCUCCGCGGAGGCGACGGCCUACUGGUACGCGCAGAACGGCGACGACGCGAUGGCGCCGCUCUGCGCGUCCGAGCCGACGGCCGCGCCGACGACGGCGACCUGGGCGCCGACGACGGAAGCGCACCUGAAGAUCUGCGCGACGGAGACGGCGGGCCAGCGCGGCACCUGCGAGGCCGCCGGCGGCGUGUGCUACACCGCGGAGGCCCACUGCGUCGGCGACGGCGGCGCGUUCCUCGCGAACCGGUGCGGCGCGGACUGCGGCUGCUGCGUCAAGCAGCCGUCGCCGGCCCCGACGCCGGCCCCGACGCCCGCGCCGUCGCCCGCGCCGACCACGGCCGCGCCGUCGAUCGACCCGGCGUGCCCGCUCGUCGCGGACGCGCAGGCGUCGCGCUGCGCGGACCGCGGCGGCGAGUGCUACGCGUCGAACCACACGUGCGAGGCGGGCCGCGGCGGCGUCUUCCUCGCGAACCUGUGCGGCGACGGCGCGGCCGACGCCGACGAGCCCUGCGGCUGCUGCGUGAGGAUGCCGUCGGCCGCGCCGACGUGGGCGCGCGCGGCCGCGUCGGCCGCUCUGGCGGACGACGAGGACCCGGGCACGGCGGGCUUCAAUUCGCUCUACGUCAUUCUCGUCCUCACCUUCAUGUCGCUCGUCAUCUUUUCCCUCGCGGCCGUCGGCAAGUUCCAGUACGACAAGCUCAAGGCCCUCGAGCACAAGACCGAGCGCCACCGCAUGAGCACUCGGACCCGGACCGAGAUGGUGAUCUGCGCGCACUCGGCCGAAGCCGCGGCCCUGGGCGUCGGCGUCGGCGAGGCGAGCGGCGGCGCGGCCGCGCGCCGCGCGGCCGUCACGCUGUGGCGGUGCGCCCGGGAGGGGCUCAGCUUCGAGGCCCAGCGGGCGUGCCGCUUCCUCCACGCGCACGGCGUGCCGGUGUCGUACGUGCUCCUCGCCGCGACGGAGGCGGGCGCGCGCGCGGUCGUCGGCGCGUCGCUCCGCGCGUCGGCGGACAUGGCGCCCCUCGAGGCCCUGCGGGCGAACGCCGCCUUCGUCUGGCGCGAGGCGACGCGCCGGCCCGACCUCUGGAGCCCGCCGGAGGCGACGGCGCGGCGCGUCGACGCGACCUGCCUCGCGCUCGCCCGCAAGGCCGCGGCGCACUAG